This is a messenger RNA of Vicia faba (fava bean), 330 nucleotides long. The record is from the annotation of a GenBank genome assembly. Lineage: Eukaryota; Viridiplantae; Streptophyta; Magnoliopsida; Fabales; Fabaceae.
AUGGGAAGAGAAAACCAUGACCCUACUAUUGUUCACUCUUCUAUUGCACUUUUACAAGAGAGGUUUAGACAAUUGGAAAGAGUUAAAGAAAUGAGGGAAGAGAGAGAGCUAAAGAGAAUGCUGAAUGAACCAAAACAACAAACUUAUGAUCAAUCAACAACAAGAUUGUCUUCUUCCAACCAUGAACUGAUCAUUCCAUCAAGAUCUUCACCACCUCAUGUUUCUCUUUCUCUUUGGCCAACAACAUCAUCACAGGCUAAUUCAUGGAAGAAUGGUUAUGAUUGUGACUCUUCAUCUGUUUCCGGUGUUGACACUUCUCUUCACCUCUAA